Molecule: messenger RNA, 717 nt
Organism: Eimeria mitis
Lineage: Eukaryota; Apicomplexa; Conoidasida; Eucoccidiorida; Eimeriidae
Exons: 5
Coding region: 1-717 (238 amino acids)
Source: RefSeq, a predicted model, not a curated record
AUGCCGCAACCUGAAACAGGCAGCAGAGGCCAGCGAGCAGACAGUUCCAGUGACCCAGAUCGAACUGCUAAGACUCAGGUUUCUCAGGUGGCGCAGCUCUUUGCUCGUAUACAGCAGGAAAUCGAGGAGGCCUGCCCCCCAAACGCCAUUCACUUCAUCGUCGACUUCCUCUGCAAGCACUACCCCGAACACCUGAAGGGCUUUGCUUCUAUAUGGAAUGCUGACUCUGAGCUUGAGAGGGAUAGACUGCUAGUUGUUGAAUUCUUCAAGGCGCAGAAACUGCCCACAGAUGUCGCCGCCCACUUCACUAAUGCUGGAUUCGAUACGCUGGAGACUCUGUGUACGCUGACAGCAGAGUCGCUGGACGACAUAGAGAAGUUCAACCAAACGCGAUGGCUGCCGGGGCACAAAGUGCGGCUGCAGCAAACGUUCGCUGAUAUUGCUGGGAGGGUGCGGGCCUUCACUGAGGAGCGGGACUACCUGCUGCGUGCUGCUUCGGGUUUCUGCAGCCAUCCUCAGCUGGUGAGCAAACAGAAUGUGUUGCCGCUUCCUUCUUCUUCUUUCCCCUCUUCAGCGAAUGUAUGUUGCGGCCCCGCUCCAGCUCAAAGCCCGCCUCCAGUAACUUACCGCGCUUCUCCAUCAACGCCAUACACCACUCUCUACAACCCUGUAGCAACACAGGUGGUGACAUACGCAACAGACGUGGCUCGAAAUUAG